Messenger RNA from Carcharodon carcharias (great white shark), 5075 nucleotides. RefSeq names its product NEDD4 E3 ubiquitin protein ligase a (gene nedd4a). The transcript has 29 exons. Gene Ontology annotation, biological process: regulation of dendrite morphogenesis; ubiquitin-dependent protein catabolic process; receptor catabolic process. The record is from RefSeq and is a predicted model, not a curated record. Bases 409 to 2976 code for a protein of 855 amino acids. Gene Ontology annotation, molecular function: sodium channel inhibitor activity; ubiquitin protein ligase activity; protein binding. NCBI's taxonomy places the organism in Eukaryota, Metazoa, Chordata, Chondrichthyes, Lamniformes, Lamnidae.
ACCGUGUUUCCUCUCAGUGGCUAGGCUGCCCCCAGUGAGAUUCACUCAGGAAGUUUCAUUAGAACGGAACUGGGGGGGUGGUGGAUGUACAAGUGAGAUGCCAGAUUUUGUUGAGUGGGAGGAAAUAAAGGCGAAGACGACUGUCGAGCAAGAACCAUUCCAGCAGCGGGAACCAUCUGCAGCGGGAGCCAAGCUUACAGAUCCCUCCAGCAUUUGUUUCCCCAGCCUCCAGCUGAUUAUUCUCACCCACGGCGAUGGCAUCGUUCCCUGAAGUGCGCGGACUGCCCACCGAGGAGGAAGGAUGUCGGAUUCUGCGAGUGAAAAUUUUCUCUGGGAUUGGCCUGGCGAAGAAGGAUAUCUUGGGAGCCAGCGACCCAUAUGCUAAAGUGACCUUGUACGAUCCAAUAAAUGGAGAGCUCACCAGUGUUCAAACCAAAACGAUCAAGAAGGUUGACUUUAGAUCCAAAGUGGAAUGAAGAAUUUUUCUUCAGAGUUCAGCCAAGGCAGCAUCGGAUUCUUUUUGAAGUGUUUGAUGAAAACCGCUUGACCAGGGAUGAUUUUCUGGGCUUGGUGGAUAUUCCCCUUCAACAUAUCCCGACUGAAAAUCCAAACCUGGAGAGGCCAUAUACAUUCAAGGAUUUUAUUCUUCAUCCUAGAAGUCACAAAUCCAGGGUUAAGGGGCAUCUUCGAUUAAAGAUGACCUAUCUUCCUAAGAGUAAUGCUUCUGAAGAAGAUAGCACAGAGCAAACCGAUGAAUUGGAGCCUGGCUGGGAACUUUUGGACCAACAGAGCGUGACUGUCCAUAGCCAACCACCUCCUGCAUUGCCCAGUGGCUGGGAAGAGAAGCAGGAUAAUCUGGGGAGAACUUAUUUUGUCAACCACGAAACCAGAACAACACAGUGGAUUCGACCAAGUUCUCAGGACACUGCAUCUGACAUAAACCGUUGUCGAAAUAACAUCCAGCUGGAGGCACAGCGUGUGUAUAGUACACGGAGACAGAUAUCAGAAGAAACUGAAACUCCUGAAAACAACAGAGAUUCUCCAGAUAGCUGGGAAGUUAUAACUGAUGAUGAAACUGCAUUCAGUAGCUGCAACCCUCAGUCACCCCCACCUCCCCAUACACCUACAGGACAGAAUGCAGGUUUCGAUUUGCAAAACCAACUUGCGGAGGAACUUAGUAAGCGUUUUCAGGCUUCUGGGUGUACAGUUUCAGAUCGGCGCAGCUCCUGCUCAAGUCAUUCCAGUAGACGAGGGAGUUCGCAAACUAUUUUGGAAGAACAGCCCAUGCUGCCAGUUAUUUUACCCACUUCAGCAGGAUUGCCACCUGGCUGGGAAGUAAAGAAGGACGAUAAGGGAAGAGCUUAUUAUGUCAACCACAAUAACCGAACCACCAGCUGGACACGACCUGUUAUGCAGACCACUAGUGAAGCAGUACAGCCAAAACCCUGUCGGAGCCCCACAGCAUAUCUUCCUCCUACGGUGUCUCCUCAAGAUUCCCCACAAAGCUCCCCAAACCAUCAACGGAAAUAUGAAUUGGGCUUUCUCCCUCCAGGCUGGGAAGUCCGAAAUGUAACCAAUGGUAGACCUUUCUUCAUUGAUCACAAUACCAAAACUACAACAUGGGAGGACCCAAGAUUGAAAAUUCCAGUUCAUAUGAGGCACCGACCAUCUUUAGACCCUUCAGACCUUGGGCCACUUCCCCCUGGCUGGGAGGAGAGAGUCCACUCAGAUGGUAGAGUUUUCUAUAUAGACCACAAUACCAAAGUUACCCAGUGGGAGGAUCCUCGCUUACAGAAUGUAGCCAUCACUGGACCUGCUGUGCCUUACUCAAGAGAUUACAAACAGAAGUAUGAUUAUUUCAGGAAAAAACUGCGGAAGCCUUCCGAUGGCCCAAAUCGAUUUGAAAUGAAGUUACGCCGUAAUGCAAUCUUGGAAGAUUCCUACAGAAAAAUAAUGUCUGUGAAGAGAGUGGAGUUCCUUAAAGCCAGACUGUGGAUUGAGUUUGACUCUGAAAAAGGAUUGGAUUAUGGUGGCGUUGCCAGGGAGUGGUUUUUCCUCCUCUCCAAGGAGAUGUUCAAUCCAUAUUAUGGACUGUUUGAAUAUUCUGCCACGGACAAUUACACCUUACAGAUAAAUCCAAACUCCGGACUCUGCAAUGAGGAGCAUCUAUCCUACUUUAAGUUCAUAGGCCGUGUAGCUGGAAUGGCAGUUUAUCAUGGAAAAUUGUUAGAUGGGUUCUUCAUCAGGCCCCUGUAUAAGAUGAUGCUCCAGAAGCCAAUAACACUGCAAGAUAUGGAGUCAGUGGAUAGUGAGUAUUACAACUCACUAAUGUGGAUUCUUGAAAAUGAUCCAACUGAUUUGGAUCUUCGAUUUGUGGUUGACGAAGAACUUUUUGGUCAGACUCAACAACAUGAGCUAAAAGCUGAAGGAUCAGAAAUAUUGGUUACCAACAAAAACAAGAAAGAAUACAUUCACCUUGUGAUGCAGUGGAGGUUUGUCAAUCGAAUCCAGGAGCAAAUGAAUUCUUUUAAAGAGGGUUUUUUUGAACUGAUACCACAAGACCUCAUAAAAAUAUUUGAUGAGAAUGAAUUGGAGCUGUUAAUGUGUGGACUAGGGGAUGUGGAUGUGAACGACUGGAGGGAGAACACAAAGUAUAAAAAUGGUUACAAUGCAAACCAUCCUGUCAUACAGUGGUUUUGGAAGACCGUGCUCUUGAUGGAUUCAGAAAAGCGUAUUCGAUUCCUGCAGUUUGUGACUGGUACCUCUCGGGUACCUAUGAAUGGAUUUGCUGAACUCUAUGGAUCAAAUGGACCACAGUUAUUUACUAUUGAGCAGUGGGGAACGCCUGAAAAAUUACCCAGAGCCCACACAUGUUUCAAUCGCCUGGAUCUGCCACCUUAUGAAUCGUUUGAAGAAUUGAGGGAGAAGCUUAACCUCGCAAUCGAGAACACUGAAGGUUUUGAUGGAGUCGACUGAGUGACCACAGCUGGCUGAUAUGGGUUUAGCAGUGAAUGUUAAGCAAAUUAUCCAGAAAUGGAGUUUUGGGCUUAAGUCUUGUGUAUGAAAGAAAUGUCACUUUUUUAUUGAGCUUAUAGAUAACUAACAGACUAAGUAUUCAGUAAAAUUAACAUCAGUUCCCUGAGCUCUCAUCUUCGGAGCUCAGGUGAGUAGUGCUUUUUUGUUAUAAACUGGUUGAAUAUGGCUGAUUUGCCUGGACAUACUUGUAAUGCCAAUUGUUAAAAUAUGGUUUAAAUGCAGGCAAUAAAAGUCCUCUUCAAUUCAGUGACCUCGCAGUGCAGGCUUCUGAUGCUUGGUAUUGUUCAGUAUUUAUUCUUUACAGCACCCAUUAUCAUGUUCUUAAUUAGGAAGGUGCAUGUAAGAUUCAACAACCUGGUUCACCUGUCACUGUCACUCCUGUACAGUUGAGAGUUGUAUUUUUUUCCCAGUCUGUGUGUCAAGUCAGGCUGGUUUGUGGUGUUAAAUCACUGCAGUUGUGUCACUUUAGUGCCAUAAUUAACUUGGUAAACCUCUAAGGUAACCGAUGUGUAGCACAAGUUUACCUUAUGAUGAUGAGUUAAAAUUGAUAUCCGUGGCUCAUUCAGCUUCAACAAACUACUGAAAACUUAACUCUGUAAAAUGAAUAGGAAGAUUACUGAAAUGUGAAUUUAGUAGAACGCAAACACAACUGCAUGGAGAGCAGAAUGGAUAGAUGAAGCACUAGUGCCAAAUUUACGCUUUGAAAUUUAAUUUUGUUCACAAGCUACAAGGUUUGUGUUGGACUGUGUGUUUAUUUGUGAAGUCCUUUUGAAUUGUUAUAAUAGCGCCUGUUAAAAUGUGAUUACAAUUAAUAUGACUAUAAUUACUGAUGCUUUCACAAACCAUCUUGUAUUUUUCACUUGACCAUUAACCUUGCAUUUCGAGGAUUCCAGAAGCUGUACUUAAUACUCCACAGGUGUUGGCUUUAGAAUUUAUGCUUGCAAGCUUAAUGGUUUAUCUAUAUUGAUGCAAAGAGGAAGAGGCUGCUGAGGAAUUGCUAGGUGCUAUGUUUACAUAUUGGAACAUGACAUUAUAAUACGCAUCCUUCAAAAGUUUCUCCUUGUGACCACAUUAUAUAAAAAAAAUUAAGUUCAGUUAAAUAUCUUCCUUAGACUCCAACAAACCAGAGAAGCUAACUUGUUUCAGUGAAUGGAAUGUCUGUGUUCUGAGAUGCUGUAUUUUUUAUAGUGAAAGUUGGAACCUGUAAAUUGGACUUUGUUGAAAAGGCAACCUACAUCUGUGGUGAAACAGUUAAAUAUGCUUGACAUUUUUCAAGUUUCUGCAAAAAGAGAAUGAAGCUUAACAUUGAUGGCAAUAGUUAAUGGACCCUGACAGAGAAAAUGUGACAAAGUUUACACUUUAGAAAAAAAUAAUGUAUUGGUUUAUAGUCGGUUAAACCCAAUUCCUGAACUUGAAUUUUCUUACAUGGAUUAAAGUGUUUAUGUAAAGCUGAUUACAUGGAGGAAUAUCCACGCAGUCAAAUUGGAAUUUUUGAGAAUGGUGGUUUAAACACAAGCAUUAUGUUAAAAUAUGUUAAUCCUGUUUAGUCGCUGGAUGCAAAGAGUUGAACUGAAUAUUGAAACAAUUGGUCUAAAUUACUGAUUUUGUUUUCAGAGCUUGAUUGUUACAAUUGCCCCUAUUCAAAGAUAGCUUAGAGUGUAUGGCGAUUAUUAUAGGAUGUGUGUAUAUAUUACAGACUAUAGUGAUUCCAAAUUGUACAUAUUCUUUAAAUUAUAUUUGUGUUCUGCACAAUAUAUAUUCACUUCAGAUUUGUAAAUAUCUUAUGAAAAUAAUCCACUAACUUUUAUAGUUGCAAUAUUAAAAAAUAUGAUGCAUGCAAUGUUAUCUUUCAUAUUAAAGUUAUAAUUUAGGAUAGAAUUUGAAUCAAGAAAAUAGACCUGAUGGAAACAAUUUUGUAAAUACAUAUGGUGCACUUAUAAUGAAAUGAAUGAAGUUCAUCUGGAAGACGGAUUUUGUGAGAAACACUGGGGAAGUUGGUGUAUGAAGUCUAUUUAUAAUAAAAUACAGUUUUCAUGGAA